UAUUAAAUGUGAUAUCUACUUUUGAAUUGUUGAUUUACUUUAAGUUCUGAACUUUAUUCCCGAGUCGGAUUCGAACCCCGUACUCGUAUUUCUCUUACCAACUGAUCUUGUCCCCUAAACACCGGCUUAGGAAGGCGGUGCCCGUUACAGUUAUAAAUACAUUUUGUGCUAUUUCCUAAAAUAAUUAAGUAAUUAUUUUAAGCAAUGUUGUCAUUGCAUUGUGCGUUUAUGAUAUUGGAACAGCAGUACUCAAAACUAACCUAGACUUAGAAAAAAUAACAAGAUGGUGUGAUCAGUGGAAUAUGAGAAUUGCUCCAGAAAAGACUGAAGUCCUUGUUUUUGGAAAGAAUAGAGAUAACCUUGAUCAGACAAAUACACACAUUUUCCUGAAAAACAAAGAAAUCACUGUUAGUAAAAGUAAAAAGGUUUUAGGGAUAAUCAUUGAUGAUAACCCUAAAUUUGAACAACAUAUCAAGGAGAAAACAGCUGCUGGUUUUGGCGCUUUAAAAAGUAUAGACAUGUUUGUAACGCAAAACUCUGGAUGUACUCAGUCUACCUAUAUGAAACUAUAUAAAUCCCUUGUCCAGCCAGUUUUUACCUAUGGGGUGGCAGUGAUUCCUACAGCUUCAAGUGACUACAAUAAAUGCUUCGGAUCAAUUCAGAGAAGUGCCAUGGUAAAGGCGUCAGGUUGCCUGUCUAGUACAAGUACAGAGGCACUAGAGAUCCUCACAAACUGUAUACCAUUGGACCUGCAGAUAAAAUUGAUAAAGGCACAAGAGGUCAUCAGAAUUGCAGAAAAGAGAGAGACAGACCCUGGUUAAAUGAGGAAUUUAACAAUUGGCUAUCUGACACUAAUAGUUACAAAGGGAAACCAACUACCUUUCAACUGCUUAUGACAAUAUUUAAUGAACUGAGGGGCACUUUGAAGCUUGAAAAUAUAGAAAGAGAAUUUGAAUAUAGCAGAGAACAUUAUGGUUUGUCAAGAAGGAGGGAACAUGUGCAUACAGAUAAUUUCAAAGUAGACAAAGAAAUGCAAGUAGAAAAUAUCAGAGAGAUAAUAGAUUCUUGUGAUGACAACACGGUUUUAGCAUUUACAGAUGGUUCAGCACUUGGCAACCCAGGUCCAACUGGAGCGGGCGCUGCAGUUUACUUGGAAGGCUACUCUUCUAUACCCAUCCUGCUCAACAGGGGAGUAAGCAAAAAUAGUAACAACUACUCAGGGGAAAUAGUGGGAAUAGAGAUAGCACUGGAAUUUCUGGCUGAUAUAAAUACAAUCACUGGUAGAAAGAUCCAUAUAUUUACAGACUGCCAAGCUACAAUCAUGUCUGCUUUUUGCAAUCCUCACCAACAAAAUUGAGGCCAUCUGUAACAUCAAGAAAUAUUUAGCUGCAAUUGAAGAGAGACAAAAUCAUACAGAGGUUCACUGGAUUCCUGGACACAAAAAUUUGACUGGUAAUGAGUUGGCUGACAAACAAGCAAAAAUGGCUGCAACAGAAAUGAGCAUGGCAGAAACAGAAGAGACAUGGAUGUUAGAUGCUAGAGAAGCUGUGACUGCUAUGAAAAGUAAGGCUGUUAAAAAUGGAACAACAAAUACUUAUUAUCAGAUAAAACAGACACCAUACAAGAAAUUUUCAGCAGGGCAGGAUCAAGGAACUGUACAGGAGAAGAAGACAGAAAAAACUUUUCAAUAAUAAACCAACUGCUGUGUGGUCACAGUAAAUUAAGAAAUCAUUGGUCUAAAAUUGAUAAGAACUUAUCCAAGUAUUGUGAACAAUGCAAAUUCCAGAAACAGUUGAUCACUACAUUUUCAAAUGUUUAAGAUUCUCUUCACAAAGAGAUACACUUGAAAGGACAGUUGAGGACAUACUAUACAGGAAUAGCAUAGACUGCAGCACCAUUUCCAUGUCUACACUGGCAGGAGAAAUAGAGGAUGUGACAGUCACUGCAAAAGAAGAACUUGUCAAAGCUUUUGCAGCAUUUAUAGAAUCAUCAGGCAGAUUUUAUUAAAUGACAUUGAAACAACUUCCCUCAAAUUUAAUACAAUAUUUUCAUAUUAAUAAAGAAGCAAAAGUGAAAAAGCACAUUGUGUAAGCAACCUGUGAUGACAACGAUAAUGCACAUAGUGGUCAACGCUACAACAAAAGCGGAAACGAUCUACACACACACAUUAUAAUUCCGUACAUGUAUAUGUUUUUUAUGUUUCGAGCGUAUAAUAAAUAAUGUCACAUACAUUGUUUCAGAGAAUCGCUCGCUCACAUGUGUUGGAAUUUCAUGCUAUGAGCAUAGAAAAUAAAUAUACAGAAGAGCGCAUCUACUCGUCUAGUUCUGUUUAUCCGAAACUCUUAACAAUUUUCGCCAUGUUUGAUUUCUCAUUUGGUCAGAGACCACCAAUUCAAAAAAGUACAGGGAACUUACUGGGAAUGAGGUAAGUGUAUACCUGGGAAUAAGGUAACGUCUGUGCGUUCUGAUUGGUCAGUCAUGUAAACACACCCAGGAAGUGAUUAUUUUUUCACUGCAUUUACAGUAUUUUAUUACACAUUUUGACAAAAUUUGCUACAUUUUAUGUGUAUUGAAAAAAAGUUUUAUCAAACGAAUUUCUCCCGCCAUGUCAAUGAUGUAAACAGGGGGUCAUCUCAUUCACACAAAAAUUACUUAAAUAAAGUAUCACUAUUCAUAUGUUUUUCGUCCGAUAUUUUGGUAGAACUAAGAUAGUUCUUGAAAAACUUGUAAUUAGAUAUACAUGUUUCGAUGUAUGGAAGGCCGUACACGCCAUAAUGUUACAAUGGAAGUCUAUGGGAAAACAAUUGGUGGUCUCUAACCAUUUGAUUCCGUGUGCCGCCGGAAGUCGGAAUAUUCGUGUCACAUCCGCUCAUUAUAUGCGUCUGAUUUCCGGAAGUUUCAAAUACCGACUCCUCGAUUUUAGCCUCUUCCAACUCGCUCUCCUGUUCUAACAGUUCGCGUUGGUUCUCAAGUUCCUUUUGUUUAUGUUCUAAAUUCUGUUUUUCUCUUAAAGUUUUUAAACGAUGUUCUGCAACAAGCCUCUUAGCUCUAGCACUUUGUAACAUUGAACGUGCCGACCGUACAGAACUGGCACUAGAGCGCACAGAUCUGUUGUCGUCUGCCGUUGUGGUCUGCAACUGUUUAAGCCAUUCCGUAUAAUGUUCCUUGCAUUCAAUAAAAUUAUUCUGUUGGCUUGUGAAAGUACUUUCUAAAGUACCCACCGUAUUUGUAUCUUCACACAGAUCUAGACACUGGAUUUGUGCCGAUUUAAAUAGUUCGUAUCUUUCACAUAAACGGUCAUAGAUUUUUUUCACCUUUUCUGCAUUUUCAUAAGAUACCAUUUGUUUUUCAAGUUCUUUGAUGUGUCUGGUUAGCUGUGAAAGAUAUGCAGUGCGCGACUUUCUAGCUGCUGUGAAAUUUGUCUGCUCCAUUGGAAUUUCAAUAUUGCUAUAAUGCAGUUCUAUAAUGCACUCACUAACCUCUUAAUAUAACUUCCCGAGCUUCUAAUCUUCACAGUCACGAAUAUGUAACUUCACAGUGACGAAUCUGUAACUUCUAGUCCAUCCAUCAUGAUGACAAUAGUCGAGAAUUGAGUUACUUGAUACAAUAUUGUUCUGGUGAGGCUAAAUCCUGUAUUGAGGAUUGUGUAUUGUUAAGUUCUGAUGAUGGAUACAAACGAGCUAAAGAAAUUUUACAAUCUCGUUAUGGUAGGCCGCAUGUAAUCGCAAGAAAUUACAUUGAUAAACUAUUAUACGGGCCACAGGUAAGGGCCUCUGAUGUUGACGCACUGUCUAUGUUAGCGUUAGAUAUGCAAAGAUGUCAAAUGACUCUAUCCCAAAUAGGUUUUGUCUCUGAUAUAGAUAACUCAGAAAAUUUGAGGCGACUUGUCUGUAGUCUGCCUAUGCAUUUGAGAACCAAAUGGGCUGAUAUCGCUCACUCCAUCUAUGAGUCUGGGAGAGAACCAAGUUUCUCUGAUUUGACAAGGUUCAUUGACGAGAGGUCACGUGUGGCUAGUUCAGUGUACGGUAUUGAUAUUGUUAAAGAAAAUGUGCAGUAUAAAGGUACUAAGCAGCCACAUAUUCUGCCUGGAAAUGUUGUAAAAGAUAGAGUGACUACUUUGUCCACAUGUACUGAAAAUGAAAAGCCAAAGUUCGAAAGAAAAUGUUCUGGUUGUUUUGGUUCAUGUAUAGACCUAGCAUCAUGUCAUAAGUUUAUAAAUAUGUCUUUAUUGGAUAGAAAGAAACAUGUUCUGAGGUAUAAACUGUGUUUUAAUUGCCUUAAACGCAAUCAUAUGUCUAGCAAAUGUAGGAAACAGAAAUUAUGUACUAUAUCUGGUUGAACAAAAAAACAUCAUACAUUGUUACAUAGCUGGGUUCCAGUAAGUAAUGAAACGCCUGUUACGCAACAAUCAGUAAAUUGCGCAGCCACAAAUGGCUCCUUUCUUAAAACAUGUCUGGGGAUUAUACCAGUGUCUGUUAAGGGUGGGGACGGUAACUUCUGUCAUACCUACGCCCUGCUCGAUGAUGGUGCUGACAAGACUCUGUGUGAUGAAAGACUAAUCCGGAAGUUGAAUGUACCUAGCAAACCCGUCACAUUCAAGAUAUCGACUGUCAACUCCGCUGAUAGUACUACAUAGGGACAGGAAGUUGAUUUAACGGUGAGUCCUGUUCCCGGCGAUGACGAAGUUAAGCUCAACAAUGCUUGGACGAUGAAGCAGUUGCCUAUAUCAACGCGUUCUGCUGCCACCGCUAGCGAUAUUCGACACAUACCCUACUGGUUGGACAUAAAGAUUCCAGACGUUAACAUCAAUGAAGUCAUGUUACUGAUUGGUACGGAUACACCGGAAGCCCAUAUUCCAUUGGAUGUGCGCACCGGAAGUGAUUGUGAGCCGUACGCAGUGAGAACGCGACUUGGGUGGGCAGUGCGUGGACCAAUCCCUCGGACCAGCACUGAACAGAAAAGAGCAGCAAAUGUAAGAGAACCGGUGAACAUUCAUUUUGGCCAGUCCAGUGACGUAAUACUACAACAACAACUUGAGCGUAUGUCGACGUCCGACUUCAGCGACACAUCCCAUUACCAGAAAGAUUCCAUGUCAGUAGAAGACAAGAGGGCACUGGGUCUAAUAGAUUCUACACUAUCAUUCGUUAACGGUCACUACGAGAUGGGACUUCCGUGGCGGCAGGAUGACGCUAGUUUGCCGAAUAAUUUAACACUUGCGCAUGCGCGCCUUCAUCAACUGAAAAGGAAACUCUCUCGUGACAACGUGCUACAUGAGAUGUACACCAAGACAGUAACAGACUACAUAGACAAAGGCUAUGCCAAAGAAGUGACUAAUGAAGGCUCAAAGUCGAAAAGAAUAUGGUACUUGCCUCACCAUCCGGUGACGAACGUGAAUAAACCCGGAAAGGUUCGUGUUGUAUUUGACUGUGCCGCUGAUAUAGAGGCGAUGUUUCACCAGGUUCGUGUGUGUGAGAAGGACUGUGACGCACUUCGCUUUCUAUGGUGGCCUGGCGGAAACAUGUCCAAGACACCUAAGACGUACUGUAUGCGGAUUCAUUUGUUUGGCGCUACUUCCUCCCCUAGCUGUGAGGCGUAUGCACUGAAGAAAACAGCCAGUGAUAGCGCAGAUAAAUUUGAAGCCGAGGUUAUAUCGACAGUUGACAGGAACUUCUACGUUGAUGAUUGUUUGAAGUCUGUCCCAUCUGAGAUGGAAGCAGUGAACCUUGCAGCAGAUUUACAGUCUCUGAUGCAUUUGGGUGGUUUCCGACUCACAAAAUGGAUAAGUAACAGUCGGACGUUACUCAACACGAUUCCGGAUUCCGAACGUGCACCGACGCUGUUAAUCUCGACCCUGGGGACGUACUACCCAGUGACCGUGCAUUGGGCGUCAACUGGAAUGUUAACGACGAUACUAUUACAUUUAAAAUCAAAGUUGCAGAUAAACCCUUGACGAGACGUGGUAUACUUUCCAUAGUUAGUUCGAUAUUUGAUCCACUAGGAUUUGUAUCACCAGUAACAUUACGCGCGAAGGCGAUUGUGCAAAACCUGUGUAGACAGAAGAUAGGCUGGGAUGAAGAAGUUCCACAGAAAGAACGUGACGAGUGGCAACGAUGGAUAGCCAACCUACCUCAUUUGGAACACUUGAGUAUUAAUCGUUGUUUCCGCCCUAGUCAUUUCGGCGAAUUGAAGAACGUACAGCUGCACGUGUUUAGUGAUGGUUCUGAGACAGGCUACGGCGCAUGCGCAUACUUACGAUUGACUGAUCAACACAAUAAAAUUGCCUGCAAGCUGGUAGUUGGGAAGUCAAGAUUAGCACCGAUAAAGCAAGCAUCUAUUCCACGGUUAGAGUUAUGUGGCGCUGUUGUGGCCUGCCGUCUUUAUGCCAUGUUGUCAGUGGAACUGGACCUAAAGGUCGAUCAAGCCAUCUUUUGGACGGAUUCCAUGAUACUUCUUGGAUACAUUAACAACACUACUCGAAGGUUCAAGACAUUUGUUGGUAACAGAAUAAGUGACAUUCACGAAACGACACGUCCAGAGCAGUGGCGGUAUGUAGACUCAGGUUCGAACCUGGCCGAUAUAGCUUCUAGGAGAAUUGACCCGAGUGAUAUGGAUGGCAUCAGCACUUGGCUAAACGCACCAGAAUUCAUUCUUCACGAGGAAUCGAGUUGGCCUCGAUUACCUAAUGAGCCAGAAUAAAUAUACGGCGAUUCUGAAAUCAAGAAUGAUGUUGCAGUUAACGUGACGGCUUUGAAUACAGAACAUGAUUUACAUGUAAAUAAUUUCAUCAGGCACUACUCUGAUUGGACUAGACUACGGAGAGCGGUUGCGUGGUUACUGAGGUUCAUGAAGUACUGCAGACGACAUCACCUGACUCCAGACGAACAACAAGAACAACGCGAUCUAAGUGCAUCCGAGUUACUAAACGCCUCUCAUGCCAUACUGCGACAUAUACAGAAUACCUAUUUUAAGGUAUUGGACCCCUAAUAGUAAUGUUUUAAAAAUGGCAUUUGCUUGAUAUAUUCUUUAAGUUGACCAUGUUUCGAACCGUGUUGCAAAUUUUAAACAACUUUUACCGUGCCGUUUUUAAUAAAUUUUGUAUAAUUUAUGGAAUUUCCUCAAGCUCAAAUAGAGACAAACUUCAAUGUGAUGGUCACUAUCUAAAAUGUUUGCAGAGAAUUCAUUACAACAUUAAUAGUGAUGAAAGAAACAUCAAACUAUAGUUUAACAAUUAUAAAACACAAAAUAAUACUGUAAAUAUCUUUUUUUCUAGGGUGCCUCAAGUAAACAGAUUUAAUGAUACAGAAUUCUAACUCCAACAUUGAAAAAUUAAAGUCGAAUCCUGUAGGUCUGUUUUGAAUUUUGCUCACUUCAUUCAAAAAUAACCUUGGGGCUAUAGUAAAACCUACCUGCAUUUCUUCCACAAUAUGUACCCUGAAGAAUGACGGCAAAUUAGAGAACUUUUUUCGUAUGUAACUCAGUAUUUCUAAAGAUGUUUAACUCUACCCCUCCUGAUUCAGAGGUAAAUUCACUUUGAACAGCAAGAAAUCGCUUAUAAAAUGAAAAUUUUCCGCUUUUGUACAAAACAUCCAUCUAAUAAGUCUUGAAAGAAGUAAAAGCUUACUAGAAAAAAAGGAAAAUAUGGAGAGAAAAAUGGGUCCCAGUGGGGCUUGAACCUACGCACCCCUAUAAAUUGCAGUCAAAGAAGGUUUAUGAUAGGAAUUGAAUACUCUUCAAAAAGGAGGUACUUUAUUACGGGUCCAAUACCUUAAACAGGAAAUAGAAGAUAUACGUAAAGGACACCCUGUUAAGAAGGACAGUCGAUUAGUAACGUUAAACCCCGUAUUAGUAAACGGACUCUUCCGAAUGUAUCGAAGACAGAACAACACCGAUUAUAACACGUGUCCAGUUAUCCUCCCGCACGCUGAUCACUUGACAGAGCUUAUUAUCCGUUAUUUCCAUCAGAACAACGGUCAUGUGGGAAGUCAGCAAGUACUUGCAGAAACACGGGCAUAUUACUGGAUGUUACGUGGUCACAGCGCUGUAAAGAAAGUUUUUGGAAGAUGUUUCGUCUGUAAACGACAACACAAUCCUCCACUUACCCAGCAGAUGGCGCCAUUGAUCAAAAAACAGACGACACCUGACAAGCCUCCAUUUACGUUUGUGGGUGUAGAUUACUUCGGUCCCUUGAUGGUGAAGUAUGGACGAUCAUGCUCGAAGAGAUAUGGUUGUCUGUUUACUUGUUUAAACACCAGAGCAGUCCACAUCGAGGUGACACACAGUCUGACAACAGAUUCAUUUAUGGCGGCCUAUCAAAGAUUCUCAAGCCGGCGAGGAUAUCCUGAGAAGAUCUAUAGCGACAAUGGGACAAAUUUAGUGAGCGGAGACAAAGAACUAAAGAAGUUUAUAGAUGAGUGGAACCAGUCCAAGAUUGGACGAAUCAUGGUGCAGCAUGCUGUAGAAUGGCACUUCAACCCACCGCAUGCCAGUCACACUGGGGGUGCUUGGGAAAGAAUGAUUAGGUCUACGCGCACCAUACUCAAAGCUCUUGCGAGAGAACAACUACUUACAGACGAGAAAUUAUUGACCUGAUAGCUGAGACAGGAAGAAUACUCAACGACAGACCGAUAACACCUGUAAGCAGCGACCCAAGAGAUCCGCCUGCAUUGACACCAAAUAUGCUUCUUUUAAUGAAGUCUAAUACUAGUAUUCCGAGUGGAAUUUUCAAGAAGGAAGACGGUUACAGCAAGAGGUGGUGGAGACAGAUCCAAUACCUAGCAGACACAUUCUGGAAGAGGUGGAUUAAAUAGUAUUUGCCUACCCUGCAAACUCGACAGAAGUGGCAGAGAGAAACACGUGACGUACAAGUCAAUGACGUGGUUCUCCUGGUGGAAGACAAAGGACCGAGAGGGUAGUGGCCGCUUGGCAGAGUUACCGAAAUCAUUGAGGGUAGGGAUGGGCAUAUACGUAAAUGUAAGGUUCAAUCUAGGAACUCGAGCUUCGUGAGACCAAUUACGAAGUUAUGUCUGUUAGAAGCUCAGAGUGAUUAAUGUAUAUAUGUAUAAACGUGAAUUCUAAUUCAUUGAAUGAACAUUAUACAGGUACUUUAAUUAUUGUUUGUAAUCUAUACAAGCUGUUAAGCUUUAAAAUAUUGAAUAUUAUGAACACAUUGUUGAAGGGUAUACAAGUAUCUUUAAUACACGUGAAAAGUGAUGAAAUUAAGACAUUUCAUGGAGGGCACUGUAAGAAUCAUUUAAAUGUUGAUUCUUAAAUUAAUUUGUUAUUUAACAUCGCUUGUUAAAACUAGAUAAUCCAGCAGACGUCAUUUUUGGCGCUUUUUGUUAACGUCGCGUCGUGCACAUUUUUGCGCGACGUCCGUUACGUCAGUUGUUUAUACCGUAUGUCAACGUUUGAAUUACUUCCGUUAAGAAGCGGCGCAUUGCCAUGAAAAAUAAUAUUAAAGGUUUCGACGCUUAAGACAUCAUAGUCGAAAUAGAAAAUGGCUACCGCCGGAGAUGACUUAGUUAAGAAAUUCCAAGAGUUCUGUACCUUGGCAGGAUCCAAGGACAAGACAAUGAUGACAUCCAAGGCCAGUGGCAAAUUGGUCGCCGAUUGUUUCGAUAAAGGAUACAAGAAAUACGACGUCAAGUUCAUCUGUGAUGCCAUCGUGUUCACCGCUUUGAAAGAGAA
This is a messenger RNA of Mercenaria mercenaria, 9687 nucleotides long. RefSeq lists its product as uncharacterized. The transcript has 2 exons. NCBI's taxonomy places the organism in Eukaryota, Metazoa, Mollusca, Bivalvia, Venerida, Veneridae. The record is from RefSeq and is a predicted model, not a curated record. The coding region runs from base 4709 to 5950 and encodes 413 amino acids.